Messenger RNA from Blepharisma stoltei, 261 nucleotides. NCBI's taxonomy places the organism in Eukaryota, Ciliophora, Heterotrichea, Heterotrichida, Blepharismidae. The record is from the annotation of a GenBank genome assembly.
AUGACUCCUACAGCGAAUUCUACUCAGAUGUGAGUGACACUUACUAUGAUGAUGACGUUUUUUGACGAUGUUUUGGACGAAAUUGAACUCUGGGAAGAAGAGAUGAGGCUGCUAGAAGAUGAUGGAGAAUUUCAGGAAAGUUGGGAGCGAAUGAAAGCUGAAAUGAAGAAUCAGAAGAAGAAAACGAAAAACUUGAGCGAUUGAGAGUUCUUCUUGCAGAAAAACAUGGAGAUAUCUUGGGUGAUGGAGAGCUGAUGCUAG